Molecule: messenger RNA, 519 nt
Organism: Rhizoctonia solani
Lineage: Eukaryota; Fungi; Basidiomycota; Agaricomycetes; Cantharellales; Ceratobasidiaceae
Product: pathogenesis-related protein PR5K (thaumatin family)
Exons: 6
Coding region: 1-519 (172 amino acids)
Source: RefSeq, a predicted model, not a curated record
AUGCACUUUUCUAUCACCGCUACUUUCUCUGCUCUUGCGUUCUUGGCCUCUGCCGUUCAAGUAUCGCAUACAAUUACUUUGAGGAACAAUUGCGGUUGGGCGUUGGCUUGCGCGUCGAUAACUACAGCGGGUCACCUUACACUGGAGCAGCACGUGUUGACGUUCCAGCAAAAUCAUCAAAGAGUGUUGUUUGUGCCAGAUGGCUGGGACGGGCGUGUCUGCGAUGUCACCGCUUCUGGAUCUUGCGCCAACAAUUGCUAUGGAGCAUGCUCUAUGGCCGAGUUUAACAUGAACUCUGGUGGUCUCAACUGGUACGACAUAUCCAACAUCCUAGCUUACACCGUGCCCCAAAAGAUCAGCAGCAGCUGCGAUUCUGUGACUUGCACGUCGGCUGGUUGCCCUUGCAACCAGGCUUACCGCCCUGGCGACAAAACUGGCACUUGCGGAGGCACCGGACCCCUAGACCAAGCUGUUAGAGCUUGUGGUGGUAAUGAUUUUACUAUCACUUAUUGCCCGUAA